Messenger RNA from Anopheles moucheti, 3211 nucleotides. Its product is annotated as MAP/microtubule affinity-regulating kinase 3. Bases 360 to 2414 code for a protein of 684 amino acids. The record is from RefSeq and is a predicted model, not a curated record. The transcript is spliced from 9 exons. Gene Ontology annotation, molecular function: tau-protein kinase activity; ATP binding; protein serine/threonine kinase activity. Lineage: Eukaryota; Metazoa; Arthropoda; Insecta; Diptera; Culicidae. Gene Ontology annotation, biological process: microtubule cytoskeleton organization; intracellular signal transduction; protein phosphorylation. Gene Ontology annotation, cellular component: cytoplasm.
GAUUUUUGCAUUCCCGGGUGUGUAGUACAACACAACACCAAAAAAAAAAAAGCUCAUCUCCGGAACCUGCAAAACUGUCGGGGAUAGUUGGAGCAGCAGAAGCAUAUUGAAGUUUUAAAAUAGUGUAGUGUUCUCUAAAGGUGAAGAUCUGCAGAUCCACAAGAAUAUCACACUGAGUGAGAUAUAUAGAGCAGUGCCCAAAAAUUAUCUUUCAUAAAGGAACGCAUUAACCUACAAGCCCAUACAAUCCCACGAAAAUGAGCCAAUGAUCUCGAGGCAAAGCAACAUGUCAGCUUUAAGCGUCGUUUUAACGUUCAACGCAGUGCUCAGCAGCGAUCUGCCAAAUUAAAAGAUGUAUCAUGGAACAAGGCAUUCUAGCAUCAGCUGUACCGACGCCAAAAACUCCAAUCUAUCAGCGCUACACAACCGCCCUCCAGAAUGACCCCCGGUGUUCGCAAGAGGUAGCGCUAGGCAGACGCAUCGGCCUGUACCGGUUCUGUGGCGAUAUCGGACGAGGCAACUUCUCGCGUGUCAAGCUCGCUGUUCAUCAAUUAACCAAAGAUAAAGUCGCUAUUAAGGUAGUGGACACCAGUCGUCUAGAUGCUAAGGCGCUACGCAUGUUGUCGCGCGAGGUAAGCACGCUUGAGUGUGUUUACCAUCCAUUUAUUCUAAGACUGUUCGAAGUGAUAGAAACAUUGGGAAAGAUCCAUCUGAUCAGCGAAUGGGUGCAAGGCGGUGAGCUUUACAAUCGCAUUACGGAGGUCGGCCCGCUCAAGGAACCGCACGCUGCACUGCUUUUCCAACAACUGCUACUGGCUGUGAAGCAUCUGCAUAGUUUAGGUUUCGUGCAUCGUGAUAUCAAGGCGGAGAAUGUGUUACUGGUGAGCGAGGAACGCAUUAAGCUGGCCGAUUUUGGCUUCAGCACUCAGCUGGUAAACGGACCCUGGCAGCAUUUGGACACGUUUUGUGGUUCACCACCGUACGCGGCACCGGAACUGUUCAGCGACGAUCACUACAUCGGAGGGCCGGUCGAUAUCUGGGCCCUCGGGAUAUUGCUCUACUUCAUGCUGGAGGGAUGUAUGCCGUUCAAAGCACCCACGGUACCACUGUUAAGGACGGCCGUGCUUAAGGGAGAAUUUGUCAUCUCCACCAGCCUGAGUGUGCCAUGCUGUCGCGUCAUUCAACGAAUCCUGGUUCACACACCAUCCCGACGACCCACGAUCGAGCAACUGUUGGACUGCCAGUGGUUCAGAUACGCACAGGAUCAUGCCGGUCGCCUCGGAAGGGUGAACCAUCAUCAUCAAACCACCACCGUCGGCCAAAAUCGAAACCCCAACAAUGUUCCUAGGCGAAGGCGAAAAAAGCUGUUCUGGUUUUUUCCCGCCCCUCGCGAUCGCCUUUCCUCGCCCGAGUCGAACGCAUCCAGUCGUGAUAACAACCUUAGUGCUGCCAACAACAAUCAGCGUCACCAACAUCAUCACCAUCAUCGGCACCAACCAAUAACGUCCUCCUCGACGAAGUCAUCGUCCUCGCGGGACGAGCGCCUAGCCAAUGCACCGGAGAUACCCAAUUUGCGUACGAUCGCUUGCAGCACCAAGCGGGCCGCAAGCGUGUUGGAGGAAAGCUAUCUGCAUCCGCUCAAGCCGGAUCCACGGGUCACGGCUGACGCGGCGGACACCACAUUCGUCACCGAGCACCAUCUGCAUCAUUCCCAUUUAAGCAAGGAUCUAUCCAACGAUGUGUCAAAUAAUAAUAAUGAUAACAAUAACGCUAAUGGUACGAAUAACUACAAUAAUCAACUCACAAACGAUCCGGCAGCCGGAAUCAAUGGCAAUCGUAAGGAAAGUGGCACCAGUCAGGAGAGAAAACCCCGUCGAUUUUCCUUUGGUCGCACGCUAAAGAAGCGCAUCGGCCCAAUGGAGCUGGUGUCGGCGGAAAGUUUAACCGGGCCGGAUGGUGUGUCGCGUGCCAAUCGCUUGAUAGAUCUGCGCGAAAAGCUGCACCGAACGAUUGAUGAAGAACAUGGCCGGUUCAUGAUGUACCCGACGACGGCCGUUUCCUCGGAGGGUAAUCGACACUUGCAUCCGUUGGAAAUGGAAACACGCCGUCUGAUGAAGGCACUCGGUAUAACCGGAGACAUGAUAGCGCGAGCGGUUACAAACGGACCACGCAGUGACAUCAUCGGUGUGUACCGCAUCAUAAUGCAUCGUUUACAGCGGGAGCAAACGAGCGCCCGGCUAGCGACGACAAAUGGAGGGGCCUACGAAUUUCUCGAGCUGAAAUCAAUCACUGGGACGGCGCAUUCCGGUUCCAGCACGGGACGUAGUGGACCAAACAGUGGAGCUGGGCGCAACACUGCCAACAGUCGGCGACAUAUCGAUCAGAACCGUGCAAGGAUCUGUGCCAUUCUUUAAAGAUUUAACAACCGGGAGGGGGCCCAUGUGGUCAGAUCCUUGCCACUGUUUCCCGCUAAUGUGAUAAUCCUCAUGGGAUUAAUUGGGAUCAGUGCAACUGCUACUAGUUACUAUAUUUAGCCUCGUAACGUGUACCAUUUCCCGACAGAUUUAGACGGGGGCGGAAACUGCGAUACUGCGGUAUCACUAAUGUUGCACUAGUAGACCACCAAAACCAUAGAGGAUAAAGUCAUAUUUUUAGAAGGAAAUAACAUUGUUAACUGUUAGUUUUAGUGUACUACGGAGGUUGCAUCAUGGACCAUCAACCGGUAGCUUCAAAGAUCAUCAGACGCAGCCAAACGGAAAUCGAUGACUCUCUUUCUCCCAUCCGCAAACCGAUUCCCACCUUUACAAGAGGUGGUGACGGUGCAUAGAAAACACAGCCUAAAACUUUUAUAAAAACCCGAAUCAAACGACAUUUUGCAAAAGGACAAACCAGAUGUAGUAAUGAAUCGAUGUUAGGCUCUGUGGAGCAGCCAACCCGUGCGGACUGUGCUCUUGUGUAAGCUUUAAUAUAUUUAUUUUCCAUAAACAAUCAAAACUCGCUACAAGUUUUAGGAAAAACCAGAAAAGACAUGUGCAUCGUUCCAAAAAUCCUACGCGCAACGAUACGGACCGUGGUGUAGUGCGUAUCAAGUUACUCGUUAUGUCUGUUGUUUUUAUUUCUAUAAACAAAUGAUCAAAUCAUACUAAACGUGUAAUAAAAUAUGCAACAUCGAAGCGGUCAAACCAGAAACAAAAAUAUACAAUUGCUGUAA